Epinephelus lanceolatus (giant grouper) is the source of this 1926-nucleotide messenger RNA. It is a transcript of the gene nkx2.3, whose product is annotated as NK2 homeobox 3. The record is from RefSeq and is a predicted model, not a curated record. Lineage: Eukaryota; Metazoa; Chordata; Actinopteri; Perciformes; Serranidae. Gene Ontology annotation, biological process: regulation of transcription by RNA polymerase II; cell differentiation. Gene Ontology annotation, molecular function: DNA-binding transcription factor activity, RNA polymerase II-specific; RNA polymerase II cis-regulatory region sequence-specific DNA binding. Gene Ontology annotation, cellular component: nucleus.
UCAGCCAACCAAACAGGAUCGACUUCUCUCUUUCUCUUCCAGCCCUCCAGCCACAGACAUACAGCCAAAGGAGAGGGAUGUCACAGCUGAACGAAAACCAGUCCUUCUCCGUCUGCAUGAAAAACAAGCAGUGUGCGACCAUUCUUCACGCUUACGCACAGGGUAUUUACGUCUUUUACGCGCCGUCCGGAGACAAAUUGCUCCAAUUUUGGGCCUGUUGACUAUUUGUUAUCUGUCAUCUCUCUGUUGGUGGUAAUAAUGCUCCCCAGCCCGCUCAUAACUUCUUCCACCACUCCUUUCUCCGUGAAGGACAUUCUCAAGUUAGAGUUGCAGCAACAAUCUCAGCAGCACCAGCUCCAGUUCAUCUCCUGCUUCGGUCUCUCCGGUGCGCUGUCACAGCCGGGAGCUUUCCCAAAUAAGUCGUUCCGCUCCUAUUCACCGCCCUCCUGCAUGUUGGCCGGCAGGGACAGCUCAAGUCCCAUCAGCUCCGGCCUGUCGGAGAGCGAGGAGAGGAUGUCGUAUCUCAACACGUUGACGGUUCAGGAGCGGCUGGCGGAGUCCAGUCUGUCGGGGGAGAUGUUCGGCAACCCGGCGCAGAGCCACUCUGCGGAGCUCCGGCUGGAGACCGAGCAGGAGGAGCAAGACACCAAGAGCUGCGCUGCGCUGCGGGGUGACUGUGAGGACCUAGACUCAGAGAAGCCCGCCACCAAGCAGCAGAGGACCAGGAGGAAACCCCGCGUGCUCUUCUCCCAGGCUCAGGUGUUCGAGCUGGAGCGGCGCUUCAAGCAGCAGCGCUACCUGUCCGCCCCGGAGAGAGAGCACCUGGCCAGCUCCCUGAAACUCACCUCCACCCAGGUCAAGAUCUGGUUCCAGAACAGGAGGUACAAAUGCAAGAGGCAGCGGCAGGACAAGACUCUGGAGAUGGCGGGUCAUCACCAUCACCACCACCCACCACCGCCACCCAGGAGGGUGGCUGUGCCGGUGCUGGUCCGGGACGGGAGGCCUUGUCUCACUGGAUCCCAGAACUACAACACCUCUUACACAGUCGGAGCUCCAAACCCGUACAGCUACAGUGGCUACCCGGCCUACAGCUACAACAACUCGGUGUAUACUAACACUUACUCCUGUACUUACUCUAGUUUACCUGCUCUGCCGCCCAGCAACACCACUGCUAAUGCUUUCAUGAACAUGAAUUUGGGAAAUCUCAGCGCACAGACGCAAAGCCAGGCGCCCCAAGGACCAGUCGUCACACCCUGUCAGGGAACUCUGCAGGGCAUCCGGGCAUGGUAGCGCAGUCUUUACGCACGGAGAGACUUCUCUGGGAUAGCUGAUUGGAGUCAAGCAGAUAAAGCUGAUCGAUUAAUGCAAGGAAAACACAAUUAACCAUUGCAGAAAGUACAGGCCAGUAGGCUGUAACUCAAGGCAGGCCUGUGAGGAAACCCUAACCCACUGACUGACAAACCAUAUUCAGUAUGCGCCCUUUUCUCUGAGCCACAGUGUUUAGUAUUAAACUUGCUGUUGGAUGUUUGAUUGUCGGAUUGAAUGUUGCCGAUGAACAAAGUCUGUGCGUAAAAUGGCCUGUUGUGGCGCAAAAUGGAUGUGAUGUGCGACAAAAAUAAAGGGAAACUGUAUGGAUAUUUCCAUGCAUAAAGCCCAUAAUAAAUUCAGUGUUGGCCUAACAGGCCCAUUCAACUGGAGCCAUAAAAUUUACUGCAAAAAAUAAGAAAUGGACCACAAUUGCUGGAUAAAGCAAUUUUAACAAGUAUUAUGCUUUUUGUUCUUUUUUAACAGUGUGAUUUGUUUUGGCCAGCAGAUUUUGUUCCAAGUAAAUUUUGAAAGAUAGUCAAUGUGAAGUGAAUAAUUUGGGCGUUUUUACAUUAUGACAAAAAUUAUCACUGAUGAAAUUAAAUAACAAACAUGACACAA